GCGGGGGGAGGGCGGCGGAGUGUACGUGGGAAGACUCUGGCCAUUAGAAGAGAGGACCAGAGUGUGUGGGAACGUCGGGCACCUCUCGGCCCUUCACAGGUACGCCAGCUGGUAAGGGACGGCGUGAAGGUGACGGUGCAGCCCUCCAACAGACGCGCCUACCCAAUGCAGGCAUAUCAGAGUGUGGGUGCGCGCAUUCAGGAGGACAUCACAGAGGCAGAGGUGAUCAUUGGAGUGAAGCAAGUCCCCAUAGAUCAACUGACACCUCACAAGACUUACUGCUUCUUCUCCCACACCAUCAAGGGGCAGGAGGCGAACAUGCCACUGCUUGACGCUAUCCUGGAGAAGAAUAUAAGACUGAUUGAUUACGAACGGAUGUGUGAUAGAGAGGGGCAGCGAGUCGUGGCCUUUGGGAAGUAUGCAGGCGUGGCUGGCAUGAUCAACAUCCUCAAUGGUCUAGGGUUGAGACUGCUGGCCCUGGGACACCACACGCCCUUCAUGCAUAUCGGCCCAGCACACAAUUACAGGAACACGGAGAUGGCCAGACAGUCAAUUAGAGAUGCUGGAUACGAAAUUUCCUUAGGCAUGCUUCCUAAAUCUAUUGGGCCCCUUACUUUCAUCUUCACUGGCUCCGGUAAUGUCUCCCAAGGGGCCCAGGAGAUUGUACAAGAGCUGCCACACGAGUAUAUAUCAGUGAAGGCACUCAAGAAAGCAGCCGAGCACGGUGCCCUGAAUAAAGUGUACGUUUGCGAGGUAAGCAGACAAGACCAUUUAGUGAGAAAGGACGGAGGGGGUUACGACGCAGCAGAAUAUGAGGAACACCCUGAAAAAUACAUCUCCGUGUUUGCCCACAAGAUCGCGCCCUAUGCAUCAGUUAUCAUCAAUGGUAUCUACUGGGCUGUAAAUUCUCCCAAGCUGCUCACCAUCCCUGACGCCAAGUACCUGCUCCAGCCUGUCUACACGCCUUGGCUGCCUACGUCGCUCGGUUCCCCUUCACUGCCUCACAGAAUGUUGGCCAUCUGUGACAUCUCAGCUGAUCCAGGAGGUUCCAUUGAAUUCAUGUCAGAGUGUACGACUAUAGAUACACCAUUCUGCUUGUAUGACGCUGACCAGAACAAGGACACUAAAAGCUUCAAGGGCCCCGGGGUGCUUGUAUGCAGUAUUGACAACAUGCCAACCCAGCUACCAAGAGAGGCCACAGACUUCUUCGGGUCGCUGCUCCUUCCCCACAUGUACGACAUCUUGCAGAGUGACGCUACAGCUCCCUUUGUGCCCGAGCAACACACGAGAGAGGUGGCUGGGGCUGUCAUCACGAAUGGAGGGAAACUAACACCAAACUUUGAAUAUAUUUCCGAAUUGCGACAUCAGACAAGAGCCAGUCACAAGGCCGCUGUUGCUCAGUGUUCGCACCAGGUUCUUGUUCUUGGCGCCGGUUAUGUGGCUGGCCCGGUUGUGGAUUACCUGUCCAGAGAUGUCGACACUUCCAUCAUUCUAGCAUCGGAGCUCAAGGCAGAAGCGGAUGAGCUUUCAGCCAAAUACCCAAAUGUGGAACCAGUGCUGUUGGAUGUGAUAGAGCGGCCGGAUAUGCUCAGGCAGCUUGUGGAGCGUGCGGAUGUGGUGGUGUCCCUCCUGCCAUACAGCUUACAUCCGACUGUGGCUUCUGCUUGCAUUGACGCUAAGACGCACCUGGUCACCGCAAGUUACCUCACGCCGGGCAUGAAGGAGUUACACGAGGCUGCAGUGGACGCUGGCAUCACUAUUGUCAAUGAGGUGGGACUUGACCCAGGCAUCGACCACCUACUGGCUAUGGAGUGCUUCGACCAGAUCCACUCAGGAGGCGGAAAAGUAGAUAAAUUCAUCUCUUUCUGCGGUGGCCUACCAGCUCCACAGUGGUCCACAAAUCCACUUCGAUACAAGUUUUCGUGGAGUCCGAGAGGCGUCUUGCUCAACACACUGUCCCCAGCACGCUACCUUGAAGAUGGCCAGGUAGUGGAUAUAGCUAGUGGAGGUGAACUACUGAAGGCCACAAAACCGUACACUGCUCUUCCUGGUUUCAAUCUCGAGGGCUUCCCCAACAGAGACUCCACCAUCUACAGGGAAUUGUAUGGUAUUCCGGAGGCUUCCACUGUGCUGAGAGGGACCCUGAGAUUUGAAGGAUUCUCUGAAAUUUGCCUGGGUCUAAUUAAGUUAGGACUCUUCGAUCCUAACCCACACCCCAUGUUGCACAGAAGUGGUCCUGACGUCACCUGGAAACAACUACUGUGUGCCCUCCUCCACCAACUUGAUACUACAAUAUUUGAGGAUAACUUCAGGCAGCUGGUGACAGAGGAAGUUGGUACAAAGAUAACCCAGGCUCUUUGCGAACUGGGGUUACUUACCUCAGAUAAAGUCAGAAAGGCAGGAUCUCCUCUCGACACACUCUCCCUCUACCUGGCCAGCCGACUUAGACUAGAACCAGGAGAGAGUGACCUCGUAGUGCUGCGACACGAGAUCACCGCAAGUUGGCCAGACGGGUCAACAGAGGUCAAGGGAAUCACUCUGGUGGAAUAUGGUGACCCACAAGGGUAUUCAGCCAUGGCGAGGACAGUCGGUCUCCCUGCUGCCAUGUGUACAAAAAUGGUGCUUGGCGGUGAAAUCCAAACAAGAGGGUGUGUUUUGCCACUCAAACGUGACAUCUACCAGACGGUGCUUGCUCGCUUGAGACAGGAAGGCAUACAGGCAAACACAACCUCCACUUUUGUGUGAUGUGGCUGUGUGUGUUUGUGGGUUUGUUUAGAUACCACAUGCAAACGGAUGAGGUUUGUCACAUGCAAACGGAUGAGGUUUGUGUGUGUGUGUGUGUGUGUGUGUGUGUGUGUGUGUGUGUGUGUGUGUGUUUGGUUUAGACACAAGUAAGUAAAAUUUGUGUGUGUGUGUGUGUGUGUGUGUGUGUGUGUGUGUGUGUGUGUGUGUGGAGAGAGGAAGAUGAAGAAGAGAAGGAGGAGGAGGAGGAAGAAGAGAAGAAGAAGACAAAAAGGAAGAAAAACAACACACACACACACACACACACACACCACAAUCAUCACCACCACUACCACUACUAUUAUGUUAACUAUUCUGAACUAUCCUAUUAAAAAGACUAUCUGCUUAUUACUAAGGACACUAUUGUUAAUUAUUCUGUCUGUCUGGAGUAUAUUUUGGGCUAUACAUUAAAGAUAUAGAAGGAAAAA
This is a messenger RNA of Scylla paramamosain (green mud crab), 3209 nucleotides long. It is a transcript of the gene LKRSDH, whose product is annotated as alpha-aminoadipic semialdehyde synthase, mitochondrial-like. The record is from RefSeq and is a predicted model, not a curated record. The coding region runs from base 166 to 2745 and encodes 859 amino acids. Lineage: Eukaryota; Metazoa; Arthropoda; Malacostraca; Decapoda; Portunidae. The transcript has 18 exons. Gene Ontology annotation, cellular component: cytoplasm. Gene Ontology annotation, molecular function: saccharopine dehydrogenase activity.